This is a messenger RNA of Oryzias latipes (Japanese medaka), 1789 nucleotides long. RefSeq names its product nucleic acid binding protein 1a (gene nabp1a). The record is from RefSeq and is a predicted model, not a curated record. NCBI's taxonomy places the organism in Eukaryota, Metazoa, Chordata, Actinopteri, Beloniformes, Adrianichthyidae. Gene Ontology annotation, biological process: double-strand break repair via homologous recombination; mitotic G2/M transition checkpoint; response to ionizing radiation. Gene Ontology annotation, molecular function: DNA binding. Gene Ontology annotation, cellular component: SOSS complex.
UUCACUAUCAGUUAGCAAACGCUAUAGCUAAGUACUACGUCAAAGAAGGAACUAGCAUGAUUUUUCUCCUUUCCCCUUACUGUCGGGAAUCAUAACAUCUAAGCCAAAAUUCACAUUGCCGUCAAAGUGUUACACUGUAUGUGUAGAAACAACGGUGAUUGCGGAGAACGCUUAUAUUUACAUACGGUUUGUUGAAUAGGGCUCAGUUAGCAUUUGGCUAACAGGCUAAUUGGUCUAGGGGGGCAUGCGCUAGCCUAGUAGCGUCCCACAUUGGAGUAGGAGACAGACAGCGCUAAAGUGACAAGAAGGCGAAGCGAAUCCGCCCUUAUUCGUUUGGUUUAUUGAUUUAUUUUUCUUUAGAAUAAUGGCGGCCCCUACUAACGAGGCCUUGUUUUUGCUAAAGGAUGUGAAACCCGGGUCGAAAAAUUUGAAUAUCGUGUUCAUCGUUUUGGAGAUAGGGCGCGUGACGAAAACGAAAGACGGCCACGAAGUCCGCUCGUGCAAAGUGGCGGACAAGAGUGGCAGCAUAGCAAUCUCAGUUUGGGACGAACUCGGUAGUCUAAUUCAACCAGGAGACAUCAUCAAGCUCACCAGAGGUUAUGCAUCUAUAUGGAAAGGCUGCUUGACUCUGUACACUGGAAGAGGAGGAGACCUCCAGAAGAUUGGAGAAUUUUGUAUGGUGUAUUCAGAAGUGCCCAACUUUAGCGAACCAAAUCCAGAGGUCCUAGCCCAAGCAAACCAGCAGAACAAGUCUGGUAAGCCGGACCAGAACCAGCGAGGAAACUCUCCCCCGAAUCAGAACUCAGGUACACCUGCUCCACCAGGUAACGGUGCCUUGCCACCAUUUGCCAACAACCCCCCACCCGGCACACCACGCGACUCCACGUUUGGGGUCAUCGGACGACCCAACGGCCGGUCACCUGGCAACGGCGCGCCUCCCGUUAACGCCGCCGGACCGCCGCCGGCCACAAAGUCCUCAGUUACCAUUAGCAACGGCAGGGACCCACGCCGCGCCAAAAGAUGAAAGCGGGAGGGUGUGACAGGGUGGGGCUCCAGGAUCUCUGCUCCAGUUUGGCUGGCUCUUGACCACAGCCUGGAUCAACAUGGAUGAUCAACUUUUACAUUGUUAUUGUUGUUUUUUUACUCAAAACUGUGGUCAGACGUGUCAUUAGUCCUUUGGAGUGCAAGUACACUUCUCGAGAAGCCAAACCCGACACCCCCACCCCCUUUCUGUUAAACUUCACGCCCUACUUGAACACUCGAUGCACUUUCUUCUCUUAAUUUAUGCUGAAACGUGGCGACCCGUUAGUUUCUCCUUUUUAGUUUUCAUUUUGAAGUGGUAAAUGCCUUAAGUGGAGUUUUUGAGAUCCAACGCCCCAGGAGGAGAUGUGAGGCGUCUUCCUGCUCUUAACCAAACUGUUCAAAGAUGUUGGUUGUUUUUAAUCAUUUCAUUUUAACCAAUUUGGUCGUCUCAGAUCAGCUCUUAAUGUCAGAGAUUGUCAUGUUUGUUCCACUGCCUUGUACAGAAAGUUGUCGAUAAGUUUUCUGUUAAAACCUGAUCUAAAGACUUUUCUGAGCUAGAAUCAUCACAUUUACUGUUAAACUCAACCAAAUUAAAGUUCAACUACAGAAGGUCAGAAGCAGCUGGAAGUUGCUGUUACUUUUUUUUUUUAAACUCUUCGGCUCCAUCUAGUGUCCGGAAAAUGAAAUUCUUUUGCUUUUCUGGAAAGUGUACAGAGAAACCAUUGCAUAUCGAACGUCUCACCGUGUCAGUAAAAGAAUGAAAGCA